This is a messenger RNA of Chaetomium globosum CBS 148.51, 903 nucleotides long. RefSeq lists its product as uncharacterized. Lineage: Eukaryota; Fungi; Ascomycota; Sordariomycetes; Sordariales; Chaetomiaceae. The transcript has 2 exons. Bases 1 to 903 code for a protein of 300 amino acids. The record is from RefSeq and is a predicted model, not a curated record.
AUGUUCGACAGCCCCUACAUGUACCCGCCCCAGCGGUAUCUCCCGGCAAAGGCCACCGGCUCCGAUUCCAGCGACGCCGGUAACUUCAAUAUUUCCAGUGUUCGACUCCGUGUAGGAGCCCCUCCUCCAAUGGGGCUUCCUCUGAACAACGAGUGGAACGCGCAAUGCAGCCUCAUAUCUGAUGAGCUCGGGCGGGGCGUCCUGGAGAGCGAGACAAAGAAAAUACUCUCUGCCGAAGGUGUGACCGAUGUCAUCUCCGUCGAACUCACGCCACGAGACGUCGAACUCACGUGCCAAGAGGGCCGCCCAACUAUAUUCAUCGUGGCACGCUGGGAGGAUGGCUACUCGGAUCUCUGGGAGGCUGUGGUACGGAAAGUGAAGAAGCUCGUCGACUCGAAGCGGCUCACAAGCGAGAAACUUGGCGAUAUCGACAUCACCGUCGAGAUGAUUGCCGAAGAGCUCACGCUCAAAAAAUACAUGUCUGCAAUCCCGGAAGAGAUCCUCGCUGGAGGGUUGGAGAGGGACUGCCCGGGCAUCAAGAGUCGAGUGAUUGAAAUCCUGGACAGUCACAGCGCCACAAAGGGGAUGGGCGAGAUAACUCUUUGUAAACUUGGCUUCUCCCCCCAGGACAGCGAAAACCCGGACACCGUCUAUGUGUCGACCGAUUACGAGUCGGACGAAUCCAAAUGGCCCCCCAUAAUGGAAGAAAUAAAACAGUAUCUCAAGGAGGUCGACUACGCCCAGCUCCACGUCCAAUUUGAACACGGCAUGUCCGAUGCACUUCUAGGACUGCAACAAGUCAGCAAAGAACCUAUGUGUUCCGGAAAAGAAGGGAAAGAAAACGGGGGCGGAAACUUGAGCCGUGGAAUCGAGGGUUUGUCUCCACUCUUUGCCGCUGCUUGA